This is a messenger RNA of Dufourea novaeangliae, 5158 nucleotides long. Its product is annotated as NACHT domain- and WD repeat-containing protein 1. Lineage: Eukaryota; Metazoa; Arthropoda; Insecta; Hymenoptera; Halictidae. Gene Ontology annotation, molecular function: protein binding. The record is from RefSeq and is a predicted model, not a curated record. The transcript has 19 exons. Bases 325 to 5055 code for a protein of 1576 amino acids.
UUAAAUGAAUAAGAUUUUAGAGGUUUAAGAAAGUAUAUUGUAGACGUUACGAUUAUAUAUAUAAUUGUAUACAUAUAUAUAUAUAUAUGAAACAGUUUGUGUCCAAUUGGGUCCACGUUUAAAGAGAUUAUCCAAGGUGAUAUAAAAUCGUUUUUAUUGUUGCUAAUCGAUGAAACGGGCGAACGUGUUUCUAGGAGAGAAAGGAAACGAAGAGAAAAUAGAGAAAGGAGGAAUUGUUGAAUACUGAGUCACAGCAGACUACUGAAUAUUAUCGUGGAGAGGAGAAUGUUGCAUUGAGCCGCAAAAAAAAAGAGGGUCGCCAUUAUGAAUCUUGAAGUGGAGCUGAUUGCAGGGGUGAUUAAGGGCGGACCACCCCCGAAAAACUUGCCAGCGCCGAGGCUGAUUAAAAUUUUCAUCGCCGUAGAACGGAAUGAAUUCGUGGAAGAAAGAAAGCAGUUUUUGGAGCACCUCGGGCCAGAACUGCAAUCGAUUUACGCCGACAUGGGAAUCGAGGUGUUAUUGGUGGACAUGCAAUAUGCAACGAAUACGAAUCCGGAUAGAAAUCCGUUUCUAGCCGAACACUUUUACGACGAAAUACGCGCUGCGCAUCAACACUCGAGAGGUUGUUUCUUUUUGUUAUUGGUCGGGGACGAGUACAAUGCCGGAUGGCUGCCGACGAAGCUCACCGAGGAGAGUUAUGGACUCCUCUCGAGCCGGUGCGCCAUGAUGGACGGGUAUUACGAGCGCGACAGUAAUUGUUAUGUCCUGAAGGCUGGCAGAUUGGGAGCUGCGACUGAUAGCUGGCAGAACGAAGAACCAACGAUGAGGGAAGCUCUGAAGAGAGCUGCAGAGACCGCCAUCUCUGAGAAUCUUGAUAACGAGGAGAUCAGGAAUAUAUUAAAAAGCUCCGCUCAGAGGCAGUUGGAAUACGCUUUAAUGCUGGACGAAACGAGGGAAGGUAUCAUAGCCGUGACACGGACGUGGAAAGGGCAACCGAUUUCAGAGGCGGUGGCGGCGCUGCAAUCGCUCGUGGCGGAUAACCUGCCACCUGACAAUAUCAUUGAUGUAGAAGUAGAACAGGAACCAGGUGGAAUUGAUCCUGACAAUGAUUCCCACAAGGUUUACUUGGCAAAUCUGUGUCGUUUGCUCGUGAACCGAGUACAGACCCUGGCCAACGACUCCAUCGAGGCUGAUCCUGAGAUAAAAAGCAAGAAAAAGAUGGUGCAGGAGAUUUAUGCUGAGAGCCUGAUGCAUCUUGCUCUUUUGAGGAAUGUCAAACCCUGUGAAGAGAACGAGCAAGUUGAUAGGAUCAAACAGCUCUUGAUAUUUGGUAAAUCCCAGAAACAUGGGCCGAUAUUGGUGAAAGGUAGCAAAUACUCUGGCAAGUCGUCGUUGCUCUCAAGAAUCUAUACAGAUGUGGCUUCUUGGCUGGAUUGCGCAACCUUCAAAGUAGUUCGCCUAUGUUCUUCCACUCCACGGUCCGCGUACAGUCUCGAGUUACUGCGUGUGCUCUGUCAACACAUCGGUUUCCUAUCCGGUCAAUUGGACGGGAACCUACCGAAAGACGCAUCCUUCGAUCCACUCUAUUUGAACAACUGGUUCGGCCAGAUCAUUAGGCGAAUAGAAGAGGAGCCGUUGAAGGAGCAGCUAUUGAUCCUGAUCGAUGAUCUUCAUCGGUUACACCCCCUGGAAUGUGAUAUUAUCGCCGCGUUGUCAUGGCUUCCAUUAAACUUACCACCAGGGGUGCACCUAAUCGUAACGACCGCCAUUCCUCCGGAGAUGCUUCGUCUUACACCGACGCAGAAAGAGAGGUUACGAAACUCAGAGAUUUUGAUCGAACUCGACGAUCCAUCCUCCGUUCCGAAUGAAAUCGAAACUGUGUUUGACACGUUGGGUAAUUUGGUGGGCGAGCGCGCAGCGAACAGAAUCGGCGCCAUUUUGGCGUCCACGGAGUACGGUCUCUCCGAAACGGAAAUCCUCGAAAUGAUCAUGCCAACAGGUGGUGAUAGUCCCUUGCUCCUCGAGGAUGGAAAAUUCAAUUUUGCUACCUGGUCACUGGUCAGAAGAACGUUCAACGAUUCCUUGAAGGUUCGUGUGAUGACCGGAAGACUUCUGUUCUCCUGGCGAUACCCGAUCCGCGAUCUAGCCCGGAAGCGAUACUUUCCGAGUCAGGAGAUCCUCAAAACUUAUCAUGGCGAGCUAGCGAACCUGUUCUUCUCAGAGGACUUUGAAGAAAAAGACGACAAAUCGUCGCCUGAGGAGGAGACACCUAAAAAACAGACGCCGUUUCACAGCAGACCAAGGUCCCAUUGCACCGCUUACAACCUGAGACACGUCGAGGAGGCUUGGUUACACCUGUUGAGGGCCGGUGACGUUGAGAAACUGAAGAAACUCGCAGUAUGCGCGUUCGAUUUCCUCCUCGCAGCUGUGCAAAUGGUCUCAGUCAGCUAUUUGAGGUGCGUGCUGGAACAUUCAAGGAAGUAUCUUCUAGAGAGGGAUCUGGAGUUGGUUUAUUACACCGUGAGGAACUCCAGCGACAUUUUGACCAGGGAUCCCCUACAGCUAGGCGCUCAGCUGAUCUGCUGGCUGAGACCUGUCGCGGAAGAUGGCGGCGACUUGGUCAGCAGAAUGGUGACUGCAGCAAUGGCGUGGUGCGAUGGUUUCACUGCACCGUUGUUGGUACCACUGAACGGUUGGCUUCGACCGCCAUUGCCUCUUCAAAUUCGCAUCCUAUCUUGCCCACAAGGGGUGAAACUGAUCGAGGCAGCUCCGUCUGGACAACACGUAAUCGUGGUGCCCUUCCAGGGGGACGCUCAAUUAUGGCACGUUAUGUCUGCUCAAUUGGUCCACACAUUUAAAGGUCAUUCGAACCCGAUAUCUUGCUUGGCUGUAACGCAACACGCGCAGUACUUAUUGACAGGCUCCGAGGACACCUCCAUUAUCGUUUGGGACAUGAAAGAGCUCAGUUUGAAAUUGAGAAUUCGAGAACAUAUCGCUUCCGUUUUGUGUUUAACCACUGCGCUGAAGAAUUCUGUGAUUGUCAGCGGUGGCGAAGACUCCAGGAUCAUCGUCACGAGUCUGCUUUCUGGUGAUGUUCUGAUCAAGGUGGAUCAUCAUAGAGGUCCAGUGAACUCGAUCCGCGUGAAUUCGGCGGGAGAGAUCCUCGUUUCCGGUUCGUCCGACUGCACCGUUUGCCUCUGGUGUUUGGAAAAGUUCACGUUGCUGAAGAGCAUAGCGUUGCCAUCAGCAGUGACUAUGUUGGAUGUAUCAGCGGAUUCGUUGUUCUUAUUGGUCGCCUGCGAGGAUCAGAAGCUGUACUUGAGGUCACUGGCAACGGGGACGGAGAUUCAUAUGCUGAGAGGCCACCAAGGCGACGUGAAGAGCAUUUGCCUGGCCAAGGACUGCAGAAGAGCCAUUGCUGGCGGAGCCAAGGGCAGGGUCUCCGUGUUCGACAUGCAUAGCGGAAGGCUGACCAGAACUUUGCCUGCUAAUCUGUCGGCGGACGUCACUGCCAUCAAAGUGACAGAAAAGGACGACUUCCUGAUAACAGCAACUGGGGAUCGAGUGACCUAUUGGAGUUUCCGUGGCGAAGAGGCGUUAUCGAAGCCUGCAAAAUCGGGGAAAUCAGAAUCUUUGCAUCCUCACACGGCGUCUAUAUCUUGUUUGGACAUAUCCAGGGACGGAGCAAUGGCCGUUACCGGAGGUGUCGAUUCUCUGGUGAAUCUCUGGCAGCUGAACACUCACGAGCUGCUCUCGACCUUCGAGGGCCAUAUCGCGAGCGUGACGUGUAUAGCGUUCUCAGCUUCCGGUCUAUUUGUUGCUUCAGGGUCAGAAGACAAAACAGUUCGAGUCUGGGGACUGACGUUGGGCCUAAUGGUGGCGACGUUCAGGCACCAGGCACCAGUUACGUCAGUGACGGCCAUGUUUGACGGUCGAAGAAUCGUCAGUUCGGAUAGAGGAGGCGCGAUUCGAGUCUGGGCCGCUGAUACCGGCACAUUAAUUCAAUCCGUGAGCGGACGUGGUCGAUGCAUCACGGUUUCCUCUGACAUGAGGUACGCCAUAUGCGAAACAGGAGACAAUCAAGUACGAAUAGUAAGUUUAGGGGCUGGACCGGAAGAAAAGUACCAAGUGUCGCAUUCCCAGGACAUCAGUUGCCUCGUGGUCACUCCAGACUCUCGAUCCUUGAUUACUGGCUCGCUCGACAUGAGUCUGAAGGUUUGGCAGCUCGCUGGAGGAAAAUUAUCGCAGGUCCUGGUCGGUCACACGGACCACGUGACCUGCGUCGCUGUGUCCGUCCUGGACAAGUCCAUAGUGGUGUCCGGGUCCAGGGACGCGAAUCUGAUCGUCUGGGACAUCAACACAGGCGCUGAUCUCCAUACCCUAAAGGGACAUCUAGGGUUCAUCACCUGCGUGAAGCUGUCCGGCGACGGGACCCUAGCAGCGUCAGGAAGCGAAGACAAGAGCUUGAUAGUCUGGGACACGAAGAAAGGAUGCUCCCUGAGUAGCAUCAUGCUGCACGUUCCGGUGGUAGGAUUAGAAGUGGCCACGGACCUAUCUAGGCUAGCGUUGCACCUGCUCGAGUACAAGUGCAUGCCUAUACUCUGUCUGCACAACACACCGGCGCAGUACGUCAAAUUGCCGGAUUAUGUAGCGCCCUGGUGCGAACUUCGUGACCUGAGGCCCACCGGGCCCAAGAGGCCCAAUAAGAGGCUGCUGAAAAAGGAGGUGUCGCUGGACAGCGACACCUGGCGCAGGAAGUACGGGCAUCUUACCUCGGGAAUAUCAGCGUCGUCAGUGGAGAAUAUCCAGCGACGAUUUAGCGUCAGCGCCUCAAUGGACGAGAUCAGCAAAGUCGGAUUAGCGAACAGCCCGUCGGGAUUGGGCCCGGAACAGGCGGCCCUGGCCCAGUCGCAGCACUUCGAUCAGCUGGAGGCGCUCUGGAAUAAACAAUCACCGCCAUCUAGACCGCGUUCUCAUGGACGAACCCUAUCCAAACAGAGCUCUCUGCAGGCCACGCGUAUUUCCGACUCUGAGGAAGAAGGUUUACCGGGUUAAAAUAACUUCACGGUUAAAUGGACUAUAAGCUCUGGAAACUCCUAAUCGUCGUACAUUCUUCUCUCUCUCUAUCUCAGAUUGUUUCGCCGGAAAGCGAAAAGAA